Messenger RNA from Gilbertella persicaria, 1160 nucleotides. Its product is annotated as 40S ribosomal protein S6-B. Gene Ontology annotation, biological process: translation. The transcript is spliced from 4 exons. The record is from RefSeq and is a predicted model, not a curated record. Gene Ontology annotation, molecular function: structural constituent of ribosome. Bases 311 to 1036 code for a protein of 241 amino acids. Lineage: Eukaryota; Fungi; Mucoromycota; Mucoromycetes; Mucorales; Choanephoraceae. Gene Ontology annotation, cellular component: ribosome.
AAAAGAAAGAUGCUUUUAUUUGAUUUACGUUUGUUACAAAUAUAUGAGAGAGGCGCUGAUCACGAGUGACCUCCUCUCUCAUACAUACAUUUAGAUUUUUGUUUGCAGUUUUGUGUUUGUGAUUUUGUUACAAUUAUAUAAAUUUGGUGUCGCCUCCUUAAGGUCUGACAGCUAAUGUUGAGCAGCACAACAAAUGGUUGAAAUCGGACUUUCAAUCGGUCGUGUCCCCUUUUUCGUCCAAAUGUAACUACUACCAGAAGACUGGCAGUUGUUGAAAUCCUCCUCUUUUAUAUUUUAGGUUCGAUCCAGCAUGAAGCUUAACAUUGCGAACCCAGCCACUGGCUGUCAAAAGUUGAUUGAAAUUGAAGACGAGCGUCGUCUCCGUGGUUUCUAUGACAAGCGCAUGGCCCAAGAAGUCUCUGGUGACUCUCUCGGUGACGAAUUCAAGGGUUAUGUCUUCCGUAUCACUGGUGGUAACGACAAGCAAGGUUUCCCCAUGAAGCAAGGUGUUCUCUUGCCUCACCGUGUCAAGCUCUUGAUGUCCAAGGGUCACUCUUGCUACCGUCCUCGCCGUACUGGUGAACGUAAGAGAAAGUCUGUCCGUGGUUGUAUUGUUGGUUCUGACCUCUCUGUCUUGUCUCUCGUUGUUGUCAAGCAAGGUGAACAAGACAUUCCCGGUUUGACUGAUGCUACUGUUCCUAAGCGUUUGGGUCCUAAGCGUGCUUCCAAGAUCAGAAAGUUCUUUAACUUGAGCAAGGAAGAUGAUGUCCGCAAGUACGUUAUUCGUCGUGAAGUUCAACCUAAGGCUGAAGGUAAGAAGGCUUACACCAAGGCUCCCAAGAUCCAACGUCUUGUUACUCCUCUUACUCUUCAACGCAAGAGACACAGACAAGCUCUUAAACGUAGAAGAGCCGAAGCUUCUCGUGAAGCCGAAGCUGAAUACAAGCAAUUGCUUGCUAAGCGUGUCAAGGAAUCCAAGCAAGAAAAGAUCGAACGUCGUCGUACUUCUUCUAUGCAAAAGUCUGCUUCUGCUUAAAAUAGAAUAAACUGAAAAGAAAAGAUUGUAAUUUUGUAUCAUCUAUGCAAUGUUUAUGCAAAGAAAACCCCCUCAUUUGAAUGUGACCGUGACAUAGAAUAAAUUUCUUCAUCUUUUUCUUUUG